Molecule: messenger RNA, 1575 nt
Organism: Hyaloscypha bicolor E
Lineage: Eukaryota; Fungi; Ascomycota; Leotiomycetes; Helotiales; Hyaloscyphaceae
Exons: 4
Coding region: 1-1575 (524 amino acids)
Biological process (GO): regulation of DNA-templated transcription; DNA-templated transcription
Cellular component (GO): nucleus
Molecular function (GO): zinc ion binding; DNA-binding transcription factor activity, RNA polymerase II-specific; transcription cis-regulatory region binding
Source: RefSeq, a predicted model, not a curated record
AUGCAUGCCUUUGGGGAUACCGAUCCCACGAGAGUUGAUGAAUCGCGUAUUUGCAGUGCACGACGUAGCCCGGAGCAUCCUGCCAUCAUCGAGCAUCGUAAAGUUACUUUGGAGCAGGCCGAGGAACUUCUCUCAUCAUUUCGUCGCAUGGCACCUCAUUUUCCGUUCGUUCAGGUCCCCGGAGAUGCCACGGUUCCAUCACUCUCACGAACGUCUCCGUUUUUGCUUUUAGCGAUCCUCACCACGGCUUCAAUCAGAGACCCUCCGUUGUAUCAUCAAAUGGAUUUUGAGUUCAAGAGGAUCCUGAGCACUAAAGUCAUCGUAGAAGGGCGCAAGAGCCUUGACUCUGUACAAGGCAUCUUGGUCUACGUUGCAUGGUAUCCGCUCCAUGCGAAUCCAAAGAAUAACCAGGCGUUCAUGUAUAUCAACCUAGCAACCAGUCUUACCAGUGACCUUGGACUUGACCUAGAGCUCCCAAACCUGAAUAGCUUCGGCAAUAUCAGUACCCAAGGUCUCAUCGAGGGAGCCUCCUUCACAGAUGCUGCCAAGAGAGCAUAUCUUGGGUGCUAUUACCUAUCAAGCGCGCUAUCAUUAGGAUUUCAAAAACCUCCCGGAUUACGCUAUCGCAAUUUGAUGGACGGUCAUGGCCAAUCUCUGUUGCAGGACGAAAGUUCAGCAGAGAUCUCCUCACUUAUCAAGCUACAGCGCCUAGCUGAGCGAAUUGCCGAGGUUCAUCGAUCGUCUGAACCUAAGGGGGAUCUUCAAAUGGAAGCUCUGAACGCCGAAGUCAACAUUCAGAUGUUCCAACACGAGGUCCAGGAGUGGCGAAAGUCCAUAGCUACGUCAGUUAGAAAUCUGCCUUUUAUUGGAAUGGCGGAACGCUAUUUGGGUUGUGCCAUUUACAGUCAUGAACUUGGAUUUCUCCGCCGUCCUUACCGAGAUCAUCUCCGUUCGAUGACAAGUAACCCACCAGUAAAUCCCGCACAUCUUGAGAGUUGUCUUCAAGCCGCUAAAACAUUCUGCGAAUAUCUGCUUUCUCUCCCCGAAACCAGUUACCUUGACUUCACUGCCAUUCAAUGGAGCAUGGUGGUCCACGCUAUCCUCGUUCUUUCUCGACUCACGUUUGUGAUGGCUGCAAACCUGGGAUGGGACUCUGAUACAACGCGAUCAAACGUCCCAUUAGUUAUGUAUCUCGAUGCUCUCUGUUACAGGUUCCAACAUCUUUCAUUGACACCAUCCGAUACAGCCGAAACACCACAGAAUCCAGAUGUGCUCUACGUGUUCGGGAUGAUACUAAGGAGUUGCAAGAAAUCCUACGAACGACGAGUCGCAAAGAUCGCACCAGGCUUCUUAAUCGUCGAUGAUGCGAACGUAAUCGAUAUGGCGGCUCGAGGACACUGUCCGAUGCUUGAUCCGGCACUGAACCCCUUGUUUGAUAUUUCUGACUCGACAUAUGGAGGGUCAUAUGAGUUGAGUGAGAGCGCAACUCCGAGCACUUCUUCGACAGCAGCUUUUCUGCCUCAAUACCACGACGUCUGGGCAGUUAUGACUGGUAGCUGGGCUGAGGAGUUUUGA